GCGCGCUCUGACGCCCGCCCUCAGGCUGCUGGGGUCGCGCGGCUGCCGCUAUUAGUAGCCUGCGCGCCUCUCCCGUGAAGCAUUUGUCGUCUGGGCGCAGGGAGGCGGGUCGGCCUUCGUCCUCUCGCUGCUUCCCCCACUCCCUGGGAGUAGCUCCUGCUCGUCCGCACCAUGGAGGCGCAGAAGGAAGCUCUGCAGAGGAUUAUCUCCACAUUGGCCCACAAAAAUGAUGAAAUCCAAAACUUCAUUGAAACUCUAAAUCACACUUUAAAAGGUGUACAGGCUAAUUCUUCCAAUGUAAUUGCUGAGUUGGAUGAGGAGUUUGAUGGCUUAUAUGCAAUACUCGACGAGAUGAAGGAGAGCAUGUCAACUAGUAUCAAGCAAGAACAAGCUCAUAAAACCCAAGAACUUCAGAAUCAACUUAGCCAAUGUAGUAAUGCCCUGGAGAACUCUGAAGAACUGUUGGAAUUUGCUGCUCGUUCACUGGACAUAAAGGACCCUGAGGAAUUUUCAAAGGCUGCCAGACAGAUCAAGGAUAGAGUCACAAUGGCUCCAGCGUUCCGCCUGUCCUUGAAACCCAAAGUGAGUGACAACAUGACGCACCUGAUGGUGGACUUCUCUCAAGAAAGGCAUAUGCUCCAGGCUCUAAAGUUUUUGCCAGUGCCCAGAGCUCCAGAGAUAGUCCUAGCAGAUUGUAUUGUGGCUGACAACUCUGUAACGAUUUCAUGGCAAAUGACAGAAGAAGACAACAAAAUUGAUCACUAUAUACUAGAAUACAGGAAAACCAACUUUGAUGGGCUUCCUCGAAUAAAGGACGAGAGGUGCUGGGAAUCUGUGGACUACAUUAAGGGCACUGAAUAUACAUUAUCGGGUCUGAGGUUUGACUCAAAAUACAUGAACUUCCGUGUCAGAGCUUGCAACAAGGCCGUGGCUGGGGAUUAUUCUGAUCCAGUGACUUUAGAGACGAAAGCUCUUAUAUUUAACCUGGAUGGUUCAUCGUCUCAUCUUAACUUGAAAGUUGAAGAUUCCUAUGUGGAGUGGGAUUCUACAGGAGGCAAAAGCCAAGAAAACAAAAUUAAAGGAAAAGAGAACAAAGGCAGUUGCCAGAUUACCCUUCUGAAGAACAAUACAAGAAGUGGAACUCCUUCCCCAAAGCGAUCAUCUGUUAGCUCACGUUCACCUUUGAUCAGGGGCAGCAGAGAUAGAUUUACUGGGGAAUCGUACACAGUGUUGGGAGAUACUACUAUUGAGAACGGGCAACAUUACUGGGAAGUGAAAGCCCAGAAGGAUUGCAAAUCCUAUAGUGUGGGAGUAGCGUAUAAAAAUUUGGGGAAAUUUGACCAGCUAGGGAAGACUAAUACAAGCUGGUGCGUGCAUGUGAACAACUGGCUCCAGACUACAUUUGCAGCCAAACACAACAACAAAGCAAAAUCGCUAGAUGUCCUGGUUCCAGACAGGAUAGGAGUCUAUUGCGACUUUGAUGGAGGUCAGCUCUCUUUCUAUAACGCAAGCUCAAAGCAGUUGUUGUACACCUUCAAAACAAAAUUCACCCAGCCGCUACUACCAGGUUUCAUGGUUUGGUGUGGUGGUCUCACCUUGACAACAGGACUGCAGGUGCCAAGUGCCGUGAAAACACUGCAGAAGAGCGAAAAUGGAUUAAGCGGUUCAGCCAGCAGCCUAACCAAUGUUGCCCAAUGAUAUUUUCACUUCAUGUUAACUGCUUUUUCUUUGCAGGUGUUACUCAAAGAGCUUUUGAGCAAUGCUUUAAUGUGUUCCUGCUACUUCUGAGGCCUAAGCACCACUAGUGGGGCUGAACCAAAACGUUAGCAGGAGUGUACUGUGAAUCUGCAGUGUAAUAGGAAAAUAGACUGAUCUUUUUUAAAAAAGAGAAUUGGGUAUUUGAGGUUGUAGCUAUCUACUACUGUUAGACUAAGUUUGACUACUUGUCUUACGGAUUCUUGACAGAUAACUUCAGUAUAACACGCAACAAAGGCAAGUAUGAUCUUGGUCUAAAAGGCCUUCCUUGCUUUUCUUCUCUCUAGGUUUCUAACACUCACUCCUUGAACCCAGAAAAGGAGAUGAGCUGGAGGGUAAUACACAGAAGCUUUAAAAAUGAGAGCCAUCUAAAAAAGCCAGUCUAACUUUCCAUAACUCAGUGUAAUGAAAAGGUGGUGGUGUGUGGUACAAAUACUUAGGUUUUGAUCACUGUCCUUUGAUUCAAGGUAGUUUUUACGCAGUUGGGCACCAUGAAUAACAUUGCCGAGAACUACACAGUCAUCUCAAGUAGUGCAUUUUAAACUGGUAUUUGGACAGUGUCCACUAACCAUGAAAAAUGCUUUGAGGAAUGGAAGAGAUUGUAGUAUUUCUGACCAGUCAGCUUAAGGAGCUUUUUGAAGUGCUUCCAUUUUCCUCUGUUAAAUCACCUGAGCUCAGUAAUGAGGCAGUUUAAGUCCCAUUUUUUGUAUUGUCAGCCAGUUUCAGUGUGUACUUCACAUGAUACACUUUUUUGAGGUUAAGUGUACGCUUAGAAUUAAGUCAUGUUUCACCAGCCAUUCUUAUCUGUAAGCUAAUGGCUUGUUGCCACACCUUUAGUUUCUAGGAUGUGCUCUGAAAACUGCUCCAGAGGCUCAAAAUAAUAUACUGUACCUAGUCAACUGCUAGAUGCAUCAGACACCUUAGUUUGUAACAUGGUAAGUGUCCGGAAUGAUGUUAUCUUCAAACCUCUAAAGCACUUUUCCUGUAGAUUUUGAAAGUGGAUUGUACAUUCCAGUUUUAAAGGCUCCAUAAGUUCUGAGUUUCCUCCAUGAUGUCGGAAGCAUAUAUUAAGAAUGUAGAUGGCAUGUUCAGAUUUUAUGGUAACUUCCAACCUUUGAACAUUUUGAGCUUGGUUCCCUAUUAAUUUCUCCAUCAUAGAACCUGGUACUAGGGUUUUGGGGUGUUGUUGUUUUUUACAUUCUGUGAUCUACUGUCUCACUCUUGAGAAAUUUCGCAGAAUAGUAUGAAGCAAACUUUUUAAUAAAGUGCAUCUGAGCAUUUUUUACUUGUGAGAAAUGGAUACCUGCAGUUGUCUCUGAAGUGUUAAGAAUUGAGUUUGAAUGUUCAACUUUCCCAACUGAACCAUGUAAAUUGCUUCCUCAGAAUCCCUGAAUGGCUACAGUAAUCCAAUCUGUUUACUCAAUUGUCCCUCUUGCAAAAGAGUAGCAAAUCACAGUAAAAUGUCUCAUGUUCUAAGAACUCUUAAAUACGAUGUUCUACCCAGUCUUACCAUGUUUUCUAACAAUCAAGGAACCCAGUAUUUAUCCCAUUGUAAUAAUGUGUUUGUUCUGUAAGACCCUUCAUGUAGUUCUGCUUCGUAUACCUUUGUAUUUGCAGCACUUAAGUUCACAUUUUUAUUCUUUGCAUAUUUGAUUUGUGAAAUAAAGAUGUUUUGAUAACUGGCUUGUUAUGCCCAAUGGAGAUAACAUGCCAACUACUACUAGGAAGAAAAUGUGGUAAAUACCUUUAUGAUGCUUUGACCAGUAUAAAUGGGCUUCUAACUAGUCAGAAUCAAGCUGCUAUACUCUCGGAAUUACAUAUUUUGGAGUAAGGCCUUUGUUCUAUGUACAGUUAAUAGAGGCACUUAACUGUCUUAAAAUGGUUGCAUCUGCUAACUGUCAAGUGUGAUCCAGACUCUGAAUCGACUAAAUACUUCACAGUUGCAAGUUCUACUGAAUUAUGCAGGCAUCUCUGUGAAUUUUCCACAACUCAGUGGAUCUGCAAUAUUUAUUCCAGAUGCAGUACUAGUGUUUAGAGGUUUGACAUGUAUUGGGAAACAUACAUUUGGAGCGGUGGGUUAUCCUUAUCGGAGGAACAUUACUGCUAGUGGAACAAUCUGAGGCAUAGGUGCUUCUGUUGGCUGCCCAGCUGGGUAGUUCCAUAUCAGUUUAAGGAAUUAGAGUAUGGUGACACGAGGAAAUGCCUUAAGCACUUUAGAUAUUGUUUAUGAAACUUGAACUAACAACAUUGAUAGGCUUGCAUUCUGUGGCAAGCAUGCAGAAAUUGGUGCAAUUGAGCAAAGCAAAUUACUCAGUUCGAUGGUUUUGAGCAGAACAAUUAUUUGAUUGUGUUUACUCUUCAGGUAGAUAUGCUAGAUUGGUUACAAGCAAGGCAUAGUGUGUAUAUAAUUUGUCUGCUUACUCAUUGUAAAAUUUGAAGUAUUUUUGUAUUUGUAGCUAAUGAAGGGUGGUUUUUUUUGUAUAUUUACAGCAAGAAGAAAAUGUGUAUUGUUAAUUUAGUUUACAGAAAUUAUGGAAUUGUCUACUGUGACAUAAUCAUGUAACACAACUUGACUCCCUUUUGUAUAAUAAAGUAGCAAAUGUAAUUCACAAUUGGGUUUAAAUCCAAAACUAUGUGAAUCUGCUUAGAGGUUUCUGAAGAGCAGCUGAAAGCCCAAGUCACAAGACCGUAUUAUGAAUGGUAUUUUAAGGGUGUAAGAAUGGAAGGUUUAUACAGUGACUAUACAAUACAGUCUUAAUAAUUCAGUUUAAGUUUGAGGGCUAUGUAAUGAACAUAAUACAUUCUCCUUUUAUUAAAGGAAGCAGAAAUACACCUAUAAGGCUGCCUGUUCUCUCCCUUGUCUCUUAGGACAGGAUUCCUUUCUGUGACGUAGGAACAGUUUUGAGGCAAUCUAAUUUGGCAAAUGUUGGCAUUUUAAUUAUGCAAGUGAGAACUUGGUGUGGUAUAUCAACUGACUUUGUUACUAUGCGGUUGGCACCCUUGGUUGACUCCAUAUUUUCUGGUCAUUACCUUCGUCCUUGGAAUUAAACUGAAGUGUUCUGGAAGCCUACUGACUUGAAAGGGAAACUUAAGCCUUGUUUUCCUCCCUUAGUACUGUACAAAUGAGCGGCUUCUCUCUGCAAGUGGGCUGCUCGUUUUCACCACCGGUAAAACACUUCUGCAUGUGCCUUUUCAAAAUGGCUCUUAUCAUUACUCUCCUAGUGUAAGGUAUUGAGAUAAGAAAGCAUAUUGAUAUUCUGCUGUCACACUGAACUUCCAAAAUGGGGAAAUUGUGCACUGACCUCAGGUACCCAGUGCUUCGCUCUUCAUCCUUGUCAAGUACCCUCGCACAACCACCCUACCUACCACAACACUGUACAACUGGGGUGCCUUAGAGCCCAUGGAGUGUUUUAAUUUGCUGUGUCUUUAAGUCAAACACAUCUUGCAGGGGUUUUGUAUUAAUAAACUUUUGAAAACUCGUA
Molecule: messenger RNA, 5237 nt
Organism: Podarcis raffonei (Aeolian wall lizard)
Lineage: Eukaryota; Metazoa; Chordata; Lepidosauria; Squamata; Lacertidae
Gene: FSD1L
Product: fibronectin type III and SPRY domain containing 1 like
Exons: 14
Coding region: 172-1698 (508 amino acids)
Molecular function (GO): protein binding
Source: RefSeq, a predicted model, not a curated record